Messenger RNA from Trichomonas vaginalis G3, 1476 nucleotides. RefSeq lists its product as uncharacterized. The record is from RefSeq and is a predicted model, not a curated record. The transcript has a single exon. NCBI's taxonomy places the organism in Eukaryota, Parabasalia, Trichomonadida, Trichomonadidae. The coding region runs from base 1 to 1476 and encodes 491 amino acids.
AUGACUUUUCGAUUCAACACAGAGUAUUUUCCUCCAGAGGACAGUAAAGAAGUAUUUGGAUGCCUCCAAACUUCAAAUAUUCCGAGCAAUGUUUCCUCAGAAACUUAUGAAUGGAAAAGAUGUAAAAAAUGCGAAUGUUUGAUGUUUCCUACAGAAGAUAAAACAAUGGAAUGUCCAAUAUGCAAUCCAACAGCAAAAUAUAUAUCGCAAUCAAUUAAAAAAGAAACAAAUCCUGAUGAAAUUCACAAAAUUUUCUAUUUCAUUUUCGAUAUUGACUUUCCGCUUGAAACUUCAACUGAAAUGCUUAAUUUAUUUACUGAAAAUUUACCUGAAAAUGCAAAAGCCGUAGUUAUGGCAAUUUCUACAAAUAUUUAUGUUUUGUAUCAACAUUAUGGAGUUCCUCUCUUCGAUAACAUCGAAAAUGACAAGCAGUUUACUCCUUCUUCAUUUUAUUUCCUUACAAAAUCAGAUAUUUCUUCAAUAAUUCUUCCAUCUCUUCCAGCUUUAUAUAAUUUCGCUAAAGCUGAUAACGAAAUCGAUAUAUUACUUCCUCUUUCAAUUUCUAAGAUGCAACUACCAGCAGAUUAUUGUCCACAUUCAAUUUUCUGUUUUACAAAGCGUGAAAUCAAAACUAUUUCAGCAGUUAGCGCUUCACAUAUCGGAAGUACAAUUGCCUCCAUGGGUGGCAUCAUAAACUUCGGCGCUGCUCAAUCUUUCAAGAGAUUAUCCGCGAUUUCGAAAUUUUCUUUCGGAAUUGUAUUCCCGAUAUCCACAUUCGUUCCUUCUACCAUCAAAAAACUAUUCACGGCAUCAAAGCGCUUCACAACUUACUUCGUUCUACCAAGAGCUGUUGAAGCAACAAAAGUGACAGGCGGAGAUGGAAGUGUCAGAUUAACUCCGAAUGUGAGCAUUAUUAACCUACUGAACUCGCGUGGCGCAUCACUUAGAUUCAAUGUAGAUUUCAGUGGUGAUAUUCCUGAGUCAUUUUUGGUCGUAGAAUGUACUGAUUACGAAGGAAGUGCUUAUUUAACACUCCACAAGUUCAAAUCGCCGAAAGAUGAUGAAGAAUUUGCUAAAUCUCUCGACCCUGAUAUUACAAAAGAGAUUGUAGCUAAAGGAGCCGCAUCUGAUAUUUUGAGGAUGGUAUUUUCAGGAACGGAAGUUGCAACAGCCGUCAAAAAGACAAAUACAGAGAAACUAUUGGCAGGAACACCUGCAAAUGGCGUUGGAGGAAAGCCAGAUAAAGAUACUCUUCAACUUUACUAUUUGCUCCAUAGAAUGCCAUGCAAAGAUGCUCCACAUGACGUGUGUAAUGGAAAAGGCUAUAUUAAUUAUCCUUCUCUUUACAUUUUAUCUUCUGAGAAACCAAAAGAGGUUUUGGAGCAGAAUGACAGCAUAGAAUGGCCAAUGGAGCUCCACAUAUUUGAAGAUGAGGCAGCCCUCAAGUUGUUAUUAGCGAACUUACAGUCUAAAUGA